Molecule: messenger RNA, 1836 nt
Organism: Penicillium argentinense
Lineage: Eukaryota; Fungi; Ascomycota; Eurotiomycetes; Eurotiales; Aspergillaceae
Product: Zn(II)2Cys6 transcription factor
Exons: 3
Coding region: 1-1836 (611 amino acids)
Biological process (GO): DNA-templated transcription; positive regulation of transcription by RNA polymerase II
Molecular function (GO): DNA-binding transcription factor activity, RNA polymerase II-specific; sequence-specific DNA binding; zinc ion binding
Source: RefSeq, a predicted model, not a curated record
AUGUCGCGCCCAUUCAAGCAGAGAGAGAUUGCCUGCGCUCGCUGCUUCCGCUUGAAGCGGAAAUGCGACCAUGCAAAGCCCACCUGUGGCGAAUGUCGCCGUAAAAGUGCCGAGUGUCUUCCGGCAAGGUCUCGCAGGUCCGGGGAUAGCAUCACCGUCCCGGUCGCGUACCUGAAGGAACUCGAAAGACGGGUGGCGGAGUUGGAAGAUUCGCCACGCACCGCGGGCGCUCACGUCGAGUUGCGCGAUGCAAGUGUCCAGACAAAUCCCCAGGCAGAAAUGGAAGACUAUACGACAGGUGCCGUUGGAGAUGGAGCCUUGGUACUAUUUGAAGCAGACUUACCUUGUCAAUCACCUCUCCCUUCUGCAGACUUCGCCAAUCUUUUCUCCAAUCUAAACUACGACAAUCUCGACUUUUUCCGUCUCAACAAGGAUUCGGCGUACCCAAUUCUCGGAGACGAUACUCCGUGGCUCACGGGGCUCUACACAAAUAUCUAUUUCUCGAUUGCCCACCGCGAAUGGCCCUUCCUCAACGAGACCACCUGGAAAACCUGGCACAAGGAGGGAACAUUACAAGAUCGAGAAGAGUGGAGGUACUUCUUUUUGCGAAUGGUAUAUGCCAUUGGUGCAUUGCUCUGCAGCACCAUGCACCGAGACCCUGCGCACCUGACUCGCUCAAAGGAACUCUACGCAUCUGCAAUGAACUACUAUCCGCACGUCGUGGGUCAUACAUCAAUGGUCCUGCAAAUUCAGGCAUCUCUGCUUCUCAUUGUCUAUGCCUUGCAUUGUCCAUCCUCAGAGGAGAUUUCCACGAGUGUCUCUUCGAUAAUGCCAUUCUGUAUCACUGCAGUGACCGAAAUGCGAAAGUAUAUGCGGGCCAAUCAAGAGGAUGGAGCUAUCGACUCCUCCGGCGAGGCUUCAUUAGAGAACAUGUUCAUCACUUGUUAUAUGCUCAAUGAGAUUGUGGCCUCUGGGUGGGACCGACCCGUAUCUGCGGCAUACCAAGCCGUUGAUGAUGAUUUAUUCGAGCUUGGAGACUCGGUCCAACCGCCGACCCAAACACACCCCGCCAUAAGCCAUCUGUUCCGACUUCGAAAGAUUCAAACAAAUAUCAGGAGGUCACUAGAAAGCUCUCGAUGGCAGUUCUCUGAAGAAAAAGACGCUUUUUGUUCUUCUCUCAAACUGGCUUUGGAUCUUUGGAGGCAGGACAUCCCUCGCUAUGGAACUGAUAAGGUCUCUUGCGGUUAUUGCCAUCCCAACUGGAUGACAAAAUUGUACGAUUAUAGCAUCUUGAUCUUGAUGGAAGAAAAACGCAAUUUCCUUGAUCAGGAAGGAACCGAUGAGAUUUUCUCUGCCAUUGUCGAAGUGUGUCUCAAAUUCCGCCAAUUCCAGGAAGAAGGACACGUGAUGUGCUUCACUUGGUCUGCGCUUGUCUUCCAGUUCCGGGCCGGAGUUAUGCUCCUUUAUUUAAUCUGGGCGACGCGGCCUAUCCUGGACAGUCCUAGUCUGCGCCAAAGAUGCCGGACAUACGACUCACCAGAAGCCAUCGAAGCAUGCACUAAAAACCUGAAGGGCUUUGCAGACCGAUGGGAAGAUGCGAUACCAUAUUCGAAGGUUUUCGAGUUCUUGCAUCACAAGAUUCUAUGGCAUACUGGUCAAUCCACAGGAGAUCAGACUCUUGCCCUGGAAGAGGCCGAAUCACACUUACAACAGCUUAAGAAUAAGCAUCUCCACCGCGCAAUCCUGGGUAUGAUUGAAGAUGUCAUGUAUGGAGGCUUCGUCCAAUAUGAGGAGGUCCCAGACGACUACGAAACUGGGAUGGCAUACGACUUGUAA